AUGGCAAAUAUAAAUUCGCCGAUUGUUCCGAUAGAGAAAGAUAUAAAUCAUAUACUAUUGAAUGAAAAACCGGUUGUCACUACAUCAUCCUUAGAGGCAUAUAUUCAAUUAGUGGAACCCGUAAUCUUUUUACGAGGGUUUGAAGUGAAUAAUAAUAAUAAUAAUCAGAGAAAUGAUGAGGACGAUGAUAAUACUACACCACCUUGUAUAAUGCGGGGUACGGUCAUUCUACGAUUAUUAAAACCAACUAAAUUGAAAAAAAUUGCAUUAUCGUUCAAUGGAGAUUCAAGAACCGAUUGGCCAGAAGGUAUGGCGAAUUUAGCAUUGAAAGAUACAGGCAAGGUGGUAUUGCAAGAUGAAUUUUGUGAAAAUAAAAAAUUAAUCGAAAAUAAUUGGCCAUUUUUUAACUAUAAAAACGUUAAUUUAUUAUUAAAGAAUGAACAAUCAAAGACAAUUAAACAAACAAGAUUAGAUAAAAUUUUGAGAUUUUCAGGUGCGUCAAUAUAUAGACCUUUAAAUGAUUGUAAAACAAAUAAUGAUAUUACUACUGAUGUUGGAUCAUCAAUUAUAAAUCAGGAUAAUUUAUCAGAUAUAUCUCCCUCAACAAGUAUUAAGAAUGAUAAAUUUUUAGAUAUUGAUAAAACCAAUAAAUUAAACAAGACAAAAUCUUUAAAUGGACCUUAUGAAACAAACAAAUCUAAAGAAACACCUUCUUCUCAGCGUAGAGGUUCUUUUUUUGCAGAUUUAUUGAUAUCUCCAUUUUCCCAUGCAAAUACAACGGCUAAUAAUAAUAAUAAUAAUACUUCAACACACCUUGAUAAUGACAAUGGUGCCAUUGAAGAUGACGAAACAGAUGAUUUCAAUUCAACUGGUGAUAUGUCAUCAUUAUUUGAAAAGGAUACAUUUGUAUUCCCAACAGGCGAAUAUGUUUUCCCAUUUGAACAAUUGAUUCCACAUACUUUGCCUGAAUCGAUUAAAGUCGAAUAUGGUCAAGUGAAAUACCAACUAAAGUUAGAGAUUAAACGUUUCAGUAUGUUUAAAUCUUCCUUUUUAUUAUCAAAACCUAUUCAACUUAUCAGAUCACCAUCUGACACCUCUAUUGAAGAAAGUGAACCAAUCAUAAUAAGUAAAGCAUGGAAAGAUAGAUUAAAAUACGAUAUACUGAUUAAUUCUAAAGAUGUUAUAUUAGAUGCUUUCUUACCUAUAUCCAUACACUUGGCUCCGACAGAUAAAAUUUGCAUGUAUAGAACCAGGAUAUAUAUUACAGAAUCUAUAGAAUAUUAUGGGAACAAAAAAUCUAUUCAUAGAGUUGAAAAGACGAAAAAACAUCUGCUGGCAGAACAUAACGGUCCAUUUAAUGAUCCUGAUAAUAAAAAUUUGGAUAGAGAAAACUUUAGAAAUUAUGGUAAUUUAUUAGAAGAAGAGACUACUGGUGAUCUGAUCGAUAAAAUAUUUGAAUAUCAAGUAUUUGUUCCUAAAAAUUUUAAUGGAUAUAAGCAAUUACAUCCAGAUACUACAAAUGAAGAUAUCAUUGUAAACCAUUGGUUGAAAAUCGCCUUUAGAGUAUCAUUCGUUGUCGAUGGGAAAACUAAAUUUUUCGAAGUAUCUAUAGAUUCUCCAAUUCGUGUCCUUCAUAGACUAUGUUCUCAUGCAAAUACAUUAUUGCCAAACUACUACUCAAAUAUCAGGAUGCCUAAUGAUGAAGAUGAUGAUGCAAUGAAUAGUUCUACGGUUAAUAAUUUAUAUCAUAACUCUAACAUAUUUUUCCCAAAGGAACUUUGUACAUCACCUAUUUUAGACAAUGAUCUGGAUGUGUUUGAUCUCACUAUUCCUUCGAUUUUACAAAACGAUAGACUUCAUCCAAGAGGUGGUUCAAAUAAACAGAAAAAUAAUAAUGAAAAUUCUACUGGUAAAAGGCUAUCGUUUUCGUUGGCUUCAUUGGGAUCAUCAAAGUCAGCGAAGAAUGUCUCUAAUAUCGAUGAUGAUAAUGGUAGAAGACAUAGCAUAGCCCUUAUUAACUCCCCUAGAAUGGAAUCCAAUAUAUAUGAACCUCAGGCCUUGGCGAAGGAAUUGGCAUAUCCCCAAGCUAUACCUGCUUUUAAGUCUACAGUGACUAUUCCAAUACCAAGAUUAGAACCUCCACCACCACCUUAUGUGAAAACCCGUCAUCAUUCUGUUCCACAAGUAUUUUCAAAGAUGUCUCAAUUGACAGAAUCACAGGAGACACUUAUUGGUAAUAACCUUGACAUGCACAUUAAUACUGGUAUACAUUUCAAGAAUCCAAAUCCUUUCAAGAAACCAAACAGUACUAAAUUUGUGGCGACAGAUUCAUCUUAUUCGACAGCUCCUGAUCAACCAAUUGUUCCAAAUUUUACAUUUUCUUUUUCUGAAAAUAACGACAAGACUCAUAGAAGAAAUAGUAUUGCCCAUGAACCAAGAUACAAUACCAAUGCAAGAAAUAACAAUCUUCUAGAAUCACCUUCAAAUUUCCCACCAAACUAUGAGAUGUCAGAGGCUAGUGAUCAAGAUGACCAAAAUGAUCUGACUAUGUUUAAUCUAGAUGAAAAUGCGUGGUAUCCACACCCUUUAAAAUGA
Maudiozyma barnettii is the source of this 2595-nucleotide messenger RNA. It is a transcript of the gene ALY1, whose product is annotated as Aly1p. The transcript has a single exon. Bases 1 to 2595 code for a protein of 864 amino acids. Gene Ontology annotation, molecular function: ubiquitin protein ligase binding; protein-macromolecule adaptor activity. Gene Ontology annotation, cellular component: cytosol; cytoplasm. NCBI's taxonomy places the organism in Eukaryota, Fungi, Ascomycota, Saccharomycetes, Saccharomycetales, Saccharomycetaceae. The record is from RefSeq and is a predicted model, not a curated record. Gene Ontology annotation, biological process: ubiquitin-dependent endocytosis.